ACAGUUUGCACAGAAUAAAAAUAAAAGUGAAAGAAAAUAUCUUGUGUGCGCGUAACAAAUUUCUCUAAUUGAAGAAGAAAAUUUUGUAAUUUCACAACAAUUUUUUUUAUUAAAUAAUAACCACUUGGAAAAUAUUAACAAAACCUUUGGAAAAUGUCCCUAACCAGAGCCUCACGUUUAUUGCAAAGUCAAUUGAAACGUGUACAAAGUGUCCCAGCCGCUUUCUAUCAUGAAAAUGUGGUUGAACACUACGAAAAUCCCCGUAAUGUUGGCUCUUUAGAUAAAAAAGAUUCCAGUGUUGGUACCGGUUUAGUGGGUGCCCCCGCCUGUGGUGAUGUCAUGAAAUUACAAAUUAAAGUCGAUGAAAAUGGCAAAAUUAUUGAUGCUAAAUUCAAAACUUUUGGUUGUGGUUCAGCUAUAGCCAGUAGUUCAUUGGCUACCGAAUGGGUUAAGGGUAAAACUAUUGAUGAGGCGGGUAAAUUGAAGAAUACCGAUAUUGCUAAGGAAUUACGUUUGCCACCCGUCAAAUUGCAUUGCUCAAUGUUGGCUGAGGAUGCCAUUAAAGCAGCAUUGGCUGAUUACAAAGUUAAGCAGCAAAAGAAGGACAAAUAAGGAGAUAUCCUUUUGUUAUUAAAAAUCAAAUAGUUGUUGCUAAACAAAAAGAAAAUUUGUAGUUUUUUAGUCAAAUAAUAUAUGAUAGUUUAUUCCUAACACUUUA
Molecule: messenger RNA, 718 nt
Organism: Lucilia cuprina (Australian sheep blowfly)
Lineage: Eukaryota; Metazoa; Arthropoda; Insecta; Diptera; Calliphoridae
Gene: IscU
Product: iron-sulfur cluster assembly scaffold protein IscU
Exons: 2
Coding region: 154-612 (152 amino acids)
Biological process (GO): iron-sulfur cluster assembly; intracellular iron ion homeostasis
Cellular component (GO): cytoplasm; mitochondrial matrix
Molecular function (GO): 2 iron, 2 sulfur cluster binding; ferrous iron binding
Source: RefSeq, a predicted model, not a curated record